CUUCAUUUAUAUCCUAAGCACUAGGAAUCACAGACUAAAUAAAAAAGAAAAAGAAACACUAGGCUAAGUGUUUGACCAAAAGGUGGCAGUCUUUUUCCAUAUGACAGAAGGUCCUUAAUCCUGAUUGGCUGUCUGUUUGGCUUUGGGGGAGAAAAGACCCUUGGGGGGAAGAUAAAAGAGCCUCUUUUGCAGAGUAGGAAGAGAAAGGAGAAGAAGGAGAUCACAGCAUGUAUGUAAUGUGUGUGAAUGUGAAGCAGCAGGGAAACUCGGAACUACCAGGUGAGAGCGUGUGAUGGGACGACGAGGUGAGGAAACAGCACAUUUCUCCUUUUGGGCAGAUUAAUAGCGUCACUGGAAAGCUGACGCUCUACAAGUGGCGACAUGCUACGAGCUCAGAUCUCAUGUCUGGUUGUGCUCGCCUGCUUCUGUAUCAUCUGCUCCACCCUGGCUUCACCCAAGAUAUCUUCGUAUGCCAAAUCUGAGGACAGGCUGUUGAAUAAUCUCUUUAAAAAAUACCAGAAAUGGGUGCGACCGGUGGAAAGACUGAAUGGGACGGUGCGAGUCAAAUUCGGAUUGGCCAUCUCUCAGCUGGUCGACGUGGAUGAGAAGAACCAGUUGAUGACCACCAAUGUAUGGAUGAAGCAGGAAUGGGUGGACACAAAGCUGCGAUGGAACCCUAAGCACUACCAGGGUAUCACGUAUAUAAGAGUGCCAUCUGACUCCAUAUGGAUUCCAGAUAUUGUGCUUUAUGACAAUGCAGACGGGCAUUUUGAGGCCACAGCGACCAAAGCCGUAGUGAAGCAUGAUGGCACCAUCUCCUGGACACCACCCGCUAACUACAAAUCAUCCUGCACUAUUGACGUUACCUUCUUCCCCUUUGACCUUCAGAACUGCUCCAUGAAGUUUGGCUCAUGGACCUACGAAGGCUCACAGGUGGACAUACUCUUGGAGGACGUCCACGUGGACAAGCGAGAUUACUUUGACAACGGUGAAUGGGAGAUUGUGAAAGCUACUGGAAGCCGUGGUGUGAGGAUGGACAUGACAGGCUUCUAUCCCUUCAUCACUUACUCUUUCAUCAUCCGGCGUCUUCCUCUGUUUUACACGCUCUUCCUUAUCGUUCCCUGCAUCGGUCUGUCCUUCUUGACUGUGCUGGUUUUCUACCUGCCCUCUAACUGUGGAGAGAAAAUCGCUCUUUGUACUUCAGUUCUUGUCUCACUCACUGUGUUCCUCUUGGUGAUAGAGGAGAUCAUCCCGUCGUCCUCAAAGGUCAUCCCACUGAUCGGCGAGUAUCUAGUCUUCACGAUGAUCUUUGUCACACUCUCCAUCAUCAUCACAGUCUUUGCUAUCAAUAUUCACCACCGUUCCUCCUCCACGCAUCAUGACAUGGCACCCUGGGUGCGCCGGGUCUUCCUGCACAGUCUCCCGAAGCUGCUUUGCAUGCGCAGCCAUGUGGACCGCUAUGCAACAACAGGCGGGAAUCAUCGAGCAGGAGGAACGGCGGCGCUAAACCCUGGGAAGAGCUUAAAACAAGACAGCAGCCUUCUGCUAAACUCAGCAGCACACAACCUUCAAGCAGCACUGGACUCUAUUCGAUACAUCACUCAGCAUGUGGUAAAGGAGAAUAAAGUCAGAGAGGUUGUUCAAGAUUGGAAUUUUGUGGCUCAAGUUCUAGACCGUGUCUUCCUGUGGGUCUUCUUGUCAGUAUCUGUACUUGGUUCUGCUCUGCUAUUCAUACCUGUAAUAUACAAAUGGGCUAAAAUCGUUGUUCCAAAUUAUGGUGAUAACAACGGCUAAGCAAACAGACUUACAGUGGGGUAUAUAGAAUUCUUAAUUUGUGAAAAAAUGCACAGGGGUUUAAAUAUUUUGUCUUCUUUAGGACUGAUUGAUUGAUUGAUUGAUUGAUUGAUUGAUUGAUUGAUUGAUUGAUUGAUUGAUUGAUUGAUCCACAUUAUAACUAAACUAAACCUAGCAUUACACUGCCUCUCUUCACAAUGCAGCAUCUACAGUACAAAUAUUAUUGCAAUUUGGGAAAUAUUGCAAGUAAUA
Molecule: messenger RNA, 2046 nt
Organism: Tachysurus vachellii
Lineage: Eukaryota; Metazoa; Chordata; Actinopteri; Siluriformes; Bagridae
Gene: chrna5
Product: cholinergic receptor, nicotinic, alpha 5
Exons: 9
Coding region: 382-1794 (470 amino acids)
Biological process (GO): nervous system process; chemical synaptic transmission; regulation of membrane potential
Cellular component (GO): postsynaptic membrane; synapse; neuron projection
Molecular function (GO): acetylcholine-gated monoatomic cation-selective channel activity; transmembrane signaling receptor activity
Source: RefSeq, a predicted model, not a curated record